Messenger RNA from Blepharisma stoltei, 2512 nucleotides. Lineage: Eukaryota; Ciliophora; Heterotrichea; Heterotrichida; Blepharismidae. The record is from the annotation of a GenBank genome assembly.
AUGGAGCAUAGGAAAAUUGAAAGUGAUAUUGAAGGGCUCGUCAAAAAAUACAACUUGGAUUCUGACCCAUUUGCUGGGUAUAGCUUUAAAGCGAGUCCGAAUAGAGAAUAUGAGCUGCAGAAGCAGGAAGAAAGCUUUAAGCUGUCGAGGAGCAGCCCACUUAUGCCGUCACAUUUGAUAUAUGAGUCUCCACAGUAUAGUAAAACUCCUGAAUUGUAUGAGCAACAAAAAGAAUCAAUGAAUUCUAACUCUUUAUAGUAAAUUAAGCCAAAAUUUUGCUACUAAAGCAAAAAUUAAUUAAAAAAAAUUAAUAUAUUAUUAAUUUUUAGUAAGGCAAUUGCCUCUGCUAUGAAGGCACUCCAAGACAGGCUAAAAUCAGUCGAAAACGCAAAAAAUCAACUUCAAGCUGAUAUGGAUACAUUAGAAAAGAAAAACUAUGAAGACAAACAAAAGCUAAGCAGUGAGCUUAAAAGGGCUGUAUACAAUGAAAAAGAUCUUGAAAAGAAAUGCUACGAAUGUGACCAAGUUUUAAAAGCGAAAAAUGCAUUAAUAAUUAAAUUAGAAGACCAAGUAGGAUUUUUAAACACUCAAUGUGAGUUUAUAGAAAAAGAAAAUAAAAGAGUUCAGGCCCAAUAUAAAAUUGAUAAAGAAAACUGGGCAUUACAAGCCGAACACUUUAAAAAACUGCUAAAUUCCAAAAAUAAUUCUGAAGAGUCAUCACUAGAAGCAUUAUCAGCUGAAAAAGCAAAAAAUCGAAAUUUAGAAGGAAAAAUCCUAGAAAAAGACAUAAUGAUUGACUCUUUAAAUGAAGAAAUUUAUGAGCUUCAGCAGAAUUUAGAUAGCCAAAAAGAAAUAAAUAAGAAAAACACUGACCGCUUAGAAGAAGAAUUAAGAAAAACUAAGCUUGAAUUAAAUGACAAAGAAAGAAGACUAGAAGAGGCAAAUAGAAAUUAUCAAGAAAUGAUAACAAAAAAGGAAACUGAAAUAAGAGAGUUGAGGCUGCAUAUCUCUGAGCUUAAUAAGAUGAACAAUUUAAAUGAAGAAGCCAGAAACGCACUUAAAAGAGAACAUAUAGAAACUAGACAUUAUGUAAAAGAUAUCACUGAAAUUAAUGAGCAGCUUGUUGACUCUUUAAAGCGUGAAAAUCAGGUUAAAUUUUUAUUGAAUAAUUCUAUGAGAGAAAGAUCAUUGUCGUCUAAAAGCUCAAAAAAACGUAUCUUAUUUAUUUUAAUUAUAAAUAUAAUAAAUUUAUUCAUGAAAAGAAUUUUAUUUAUAAAUAAAAAGCAUAAAAAAUUCGCUAUGAGCUUAAAAAAGCCAUCUUUUAAAAAAAUCCCUAAAACAAGCAAACAUAAGCGAGAAGUUUCAGAAGGAUCAAGCUCAGAAAGAAGCUCAAAAGGAUUUACGCCAAGGAGGCAUGUAAAGUCUCCAUCGUAUUUAGAUAGUAAUAAAAAUAAAGAAAGAGAACUAGAGUUCCGAAUAAGGAUCCCCCCCUCGUUUGUCCAAUUGUCUAGUCUUUUAUCAUUUGCCCAUUUUUUUAGGACCUCAUUUGUCCAAUUUUCUAGUCAAAAUUUUGAUAGUAAAAAAAACAUAUUUUCAGGACUCAAUUGUCUCAUUUUCUAGUUUUUUUUAAAGUAAAAAAACUAAAAUUUAGGACAUUCGAAAAAAUCCAAAAAAGACUAGAAAAUGGUACGAAUCAUUUUUGACUAGAUUUUUGGGAUAAAUGAGGUCCUGAAUUUUUUUUUUAGAAAAAAAGGCUAGAAAAUUGGACAAAUGAGGUUGGGGAUCCUUACAAGAACUGGAUAGAGAAAUCUCACAAUUAAAUGGUAUGUAUAAGCAGUUACUGCUGAUGUCAGACGAUGAAAAUAGAGAUCUAGGCUCAUUAAAAGCCCAGCUGGACGAUAUUUCAGGCAAAAUGGAAGAAAAAAGCAAAAUUUUGUAUUCCUUAAAAAGAAAGCACCAAAUUAAAUUAAGAGUCUUAAAAGUCUUCGAGAUUUGAUGCCUCCGCAGGAUUUCGACCAACCCCAACCUGUUUGCCGGGAGGAAAUUCCGCUCCUUUUUGGAUCAGUGAUCUCUUCUCUAGGAGCAGGGUUUGCACUGUGAUCACCAAAAGUAUCGACUGGCUAGAAAGACACUCUGUCAGUACACAAUUGGGUACUAUGGAGGUAAAUGUUCUCUCAAUACCUCCUAUCGGCCAUCUUGGAAGAGAUAACUCCCAGGAAAAGGAAGCCACGUCCUCUAGUGCCACAAGGAAAAAACUGUGGCCCAAAAACCAUCCAGAUAACUAAUGUCUGAUUAUGGAGUCGGCACCAGCUGACUCCCAAGGUUUUACCCAUACGGCGCUCAAGGUACGCUAAGGGUUAGGAUUAAAGGGUCUGAAUUUUGGCUUAGGAUAUAAACCAACUUUUGCGACCAAGGUGGUGCAUCAUCAUCAGCAUAUUUAGUCGUCGCUCCACCAUAUUAAUUGUGAAAGCAUCAAGGAAUGCUGAGAGAAAAAAUGCUUACGUUUAACUAA